GCGUGGUUCGCGUUUCGCGGUUCGCGCGUGGUCGCGUAGCCAAGCGGAUCGCGACGCUGCCAACGAUAUUUCGAAAACGGCGCUUCCCACGCGAACGUCUGUUCAGCGUUUGCCGCUCGUUUAUUUUGCUAAUUCAAACAAAUGCUCUCGAUCGAUCGUUUAUGGCGCGCGGCUGGCACGUCUUUUCGCGGCGUGGUUUCUUUCUCGCGAUAAGCUUCGGAGGAAGACGGGAGGAAGGGCCACUCGGCGAGAUGAGAAAAUCGGCCGAAGUCGGGCGAACGUUAAGCAACGGUCGACCGGUGAAUCGAAAGCGAACUCGUUGGCCGAGGUUUGCCUUUUCAGGUCGCGAAAGAUGUUUGGCUCGCGUGCGAGCGAUAUCCCUAAACGACCUUGCCGCGAGCAUGUCCCACGUUACGUACACCGAAUGUGCAAUACGUACGCGUACGUUCUCGCGCGAGUUAAUCCGAGUUCGACUCGAUCCGAUCCGAUCCUCUGUCACACCUUACGAUAUUAUACGAUACGAUGCGAUACGAUACGAAACGACACGAUACGAUACGCGUUAUUAUCGUGGAGCGGAUCACGGCGCGGCUCGAGCGAAGCGUUGCGCCUACCGGAUACGAGCCGUGGCGAUCGACACGCGCGCGGCUACCGACAACGCGUCAACAACGACAACAGCGAUAUCGUGUAACGAACCCGACGCUCGGUCGAAACAGAUUCGAACGCUGUCCGUUACGUGGAGAAAAACGAACGUAAGGUUCGAGUGGAAGAGGAGAUAUCGCGGAGCAACGGUACUCUUCGGCUUCGUGCUCGUCCCGUGGCGUUGCAACGAGCAGCGAGAGCGGUCCUCGCGUCAUCGAAGGAGCCCCGCGUCCUACGUAGUAGGCGAAAUUUCUCCGUAACGGUCGCGAGGCGAUACUCGGUCGGAGGACUGUGCCGAGCGAGGUUUCCGCACGACCUUGCACUCGUUACGCGAAAGAAAGCAAAAGCGAACGACGCGAUUGCAGUUUGACGUUCCGCUCGUUACAAACAGGACCGUUUCUCACUCGUCUCUCCUUCGUCCAUUUCCCUCCGCUGUCCGUCCAAUCUGCUCUCCUCUGUUUUUCGUUCUUCGAUUCCUCCGUUUCGUCCUGCUCGCGCGUGCGUCCAUGAUCGCGGAUAGCGCGAUCGAGUCUUAAUUCCGCGUUUUUUUUCCAGAGACACGCGCGAAAACCGAUUCGCGCGUUCGACCGCGAUGUCGCGAGGUAACGAAACUAUUCAACGCGAACGUUGUUUGCACGUUCGGCGAUGACCGAGUGGAAUUUAAUAACGAGUGGCGUGCGACUCUGCUUCUGGUCUAGCUUUCUUACAGCGGCUCGUUGCAAGGGCGCGCUUCCACGAACGAAGCUAACAAGUAAAUCGUCGUGAUCGGCGGCGAAGGGGAAGACCGAAGCGAAGGCGACGCGCACAGCGGAACGAUAUCGAUGUCGAGGAUGAGGACGAGACGAUCGCUGUCGAAACCGUUGAUCCUAGUUGCGGCCCUGGCUUUCGUUUCGCCGAUCGGUCGGUGCGGCGCUUCGGAAAGCAUAAUAGGAAGCCGAGAAACAUGCGACAUCGAAGGAGAAGAUUUCACCGUGGACAAGAUCCCGAAUACCAGAUGUUUCAACUGUUUGUGCAAGAACGGUUUCGUCGAGUGUAGGAAACAGCAGUGCCCCAGCAUCGAGGGUUGCUACACGUUGCUGGAACCACGCGAGGAAGAGUGCUGUCACAGGUGUAAAGGUUGUACGCGGAAUGGAGUCCAUCAUGAAUCCGAGACGGAGUGGAUCGAGGAGAACGAUCCGUGUAGAAUCUUCACUUGCAAGGCCGGAGUGAUCACGGAGUCUCGACUGCACUGCUACACGCCUUGCGCGAAUCCUAUUCCGGCCGCAGCCGGCCAAUGCUGCCCGGUGUGCGCAGGGUGCAACGUAAACGGACAGCUAGUGACGGCAGACAGAUCGGUGACCACCACCGAAGAUCCCUGCGUUACUUGCAGAUGCAACGCUGCCGGUCGAUUAACGUGCGCGAAACAGGCCUGCCCGGUGCUACAUUGUCCCGGCUCGAAGAUCGUUCACGAUUCCGGAGAAUGUUGUCCACGUUGCAAAGGCAGUCGAAGAUACUUGUCACCGCCGAAAGGCGCGUGCAUGCUGGGAACGGGUAUCUACAAUUCCGGCAAUCAGUUCUACCUGGAUCAGUGUACGCGGUGCAGCUGCUCCAAUUCCACCGUCUCCUGCGUUCGAGAAACCUGUCCGGUACACGACUGUCUGGCCGAACAUCAGAUCGCUGUUCCCGGUCGUUGCUGUCCCCAGUGCUCCGAGGUCGAGGAGGUCCGACGAUCUUGCACCUACGCCGGCAAAACCUACGGGGAUGGCGAAAGUUGGAAGCUUGACUCGUGCAAGGCAUGCGCCUGCAUGCAAGGUAAAGUACGCUGCGCGAUGCCGAUGUGCCCACCGUUGAAUUUGCCCUGCCCUCCAAACUCCAGAUUGGAACAUCCGGAGGGCCAAUGCUGCCCCCGUUGCGUGGAAAGUGACGGAGUGUGCACCGUUUUCGGCGAUCCGCACUAUCGUACGUUCGAUGGCAAGUUUUAUAGCUUCAAGGGACCUUGCAAGUACCAGCUAGCCAGCGAUUGCUCGGGACACACGUUCAGCGUUCGAGUGACGAACGACGCCAGGUCCACCAGAUUCUCCGCAUGGACGAAAACGAUCGCGAUCAAGGUAGGCGACUUGAAGGUGAAUCUCGGGCAGAAGAUGCGAGUGAAGGUAAACGGGAAGAAGGUGGAGAUACCGUAUCGCAUGGCGAACCGGCUGGACGUGAAUCGCACGACGGACAGCAUAAUCGUGAGCACGCAGAUCGGAAUCAAGGUUCUGUGGGAUGGGAUCAGUUUCCUCGAAGUAUCGGCGCCGACUUCGUACAGGGGACGGCUCUGCGGUCUCUGCGGCAACUUCAAUUCCCUACCAAAGGACGACUUUACCAAUCGUAGGGGCAAACUGUUGCAAGAUCCUCAACCGUUCGGUCAAUCUUGGCUAGUGGGGGCCAAAAAGAGCUGCGUCAGGCCAAAGCCGAGCGUGAGCCCGGAUCGAGCCAAACGUUGCAGAGGACGAAAAGAUCACAGGUUAUGCAACAGGCUGAGGUCGCAGAUCUUUGACGCUUGUCACAAGAAGGUGAACCCGACCAUGUACUACAAGGCUUGUCUACAGGACAUGUGCGAAUGCCCGACCGAGAAUUGCUACUGCGAAUCGUUCACCGCAUACGCGCACGAGUGCAAAAGGCUGGGCAUUCAAUUGCCGCACUGGCGAAAAUCGACCAGAUGUCGAACCGGUUGGGACCAGUUCUCGGGAUCUGGCCCAUCUCUCGGUCCGCGUUUUCCUUGAUCCAUGCGUACGUCCCCUCCUUGUCCUUUCUCUCGAGCGUCGAGAAAAAGAGAAAAAGAGAGAGAGAGAGAGAGAGAAAGAGAGAGAAAGGUGUCCAAGGCGAUCGACGUCCCGCGACCGCGAGGAAACGAUCGUUCGCGCCUCUUCUCCUCUCGGUCUCUGUCCGCGUUUGCCGGAUUCGCGAGCGAUCGCUCCGCGAAAUUCUCAGCUAGUCACCGCGUUUGUUAGCCGCGACGAACCGAUCGAUUCGCACCGCAGACGAGCAAACGCAUCGCGCAUCAUCGUACAACUACUGUACACCCGCGUCCCGUCGACGAUCGCCCUCCUUCGUCCUCGCGAGUACACGACGUCUUCCUUC
This is a messenger RNA of Bombus impatiens (common eastern bumble bee), 3741 nucleotides long. RefSeq names its product BMP-binding endothelial regulator protein (gene cv-2). NCBI's taxonomy places the organism in Eukaryota, Metazoa, Arthropoda, Insecta, Hymenoptera, Apidae. Gene Ontology annotation, molecular function: protein binding. Bases 1461 to 3383 code for a protein of 640 amino acids. The record is from RefSeq and is a predicted model, not a curated record. The transcript has 11 exons.